ACCCAGGAUAGAUUUUCAUUGUCUGGCUUCACGGAGCCGAACAACUGUGGUCACAUGACGGGGAUGAUCAACUCAGGUUUUCUCGAGCGCCUACAUUUAAAAAGGGGCGGUGCUUGCUGCAUCAGACCAGUCAGACACAUGGACAUGUCUGCUGGCAGCAGAGCGGAAAAUUUUACAUAUGAAGAGCAAACUGUAGUGUUAGACAAAUAUGAAGAAGUUAAACACAUAAUUCAGCCUUAAAGCAGCAGUUGCAGCUGCCAAAUGCAGGAGGUACACAUGCCAAAAAACCCGUCGCCUGUGUGAAUGCUUAAGUUAAUAGACCUAUAUAUAUCACUGCACCAAUAUUAGGACACAAUAUGACUGUAAUUAAUUACAUCUGUCUAUGAAUGUGUUGCUUACAUUUAUUCUUAUGGCGUGUAUGACAGUUUUAGCCUUAUUCUUUCACACGGAGUUGAGAGCAAAUAAAAAAUCAAUAUAAACCAUAAUUCAAAGUGCUGAGUAGGUUAACUGUAAUAUUUUAUAGGGACAAGAAACACAAGGCUUUAAGUGCUUCAUUUAGUCUCUGCUGUAGAAUGAUAUCGGUAUUUAAGCACAAAGAAAUGGCUUUGACAUCCAACAGGAUGAAGGAAAAGAGUGACAUGAAGACAGGAUUGACCCUCUGCAACAAUGAAGGUCACUUAUAAAGAGUCAUCAGGGAAAACCACGUGGGAGAAGCUUGCCUUAAAGCCUUUCUGCCAGAAAGCUUUUCCACGUGAUUAUGUUGUGAAAGGGUCUAUUUUAACCCAAACCGUGACUUUUCCCCAAACCCAGCCAAAUAGUUUGUCUAAAUUUAAUGAAACUGCAUCUGAAAACAGAAGACCUUUCUGCCAGGGGCGACCCCAAUGAGUCUGCGAGCGAGCUCUCUGGGAGGUUUAAGUCUGGGUUGGUGAUCCCCCCACAUCACUAGAUAACCUGGGCCAGACAUCGGUACUGACCAGUUUUCUGGACUAGAUUUCUCCUCCGAUUGGUUGGAGGGGUGUUUCAGGGUUAAAUUGGCCCAUAACUCCUGUAGUCUGAGCCUGGCUUCAGGUGUCCACCAUAGGUUACCGUGGUGAUUUACAAAAAGACGUGAACCACCGUUGUGAGCCUGAAAAUCCAGGAUUAAACCUGAUUUUUUUUUUUUUUCAAUUUUGGCCUUCGUAAAACCAAUUAACAUAAUAUACCAUUGUGCAGUAAUUACUCAUACAGGAAACCUACCGGCAUUUCAUUGUGGUAAAAAAAAAAACUUCCUUGUGCAUGUAGUUAACUCAUCUAUCUGGUUCAACUAAACCAACAGACUAUAUCACAUCUACUCCUCACGCAGGAAUGUCACUGAGCAGGUUGAGGUAUGUAGCACUGUGUUUCUGUAAGUGUGUCUUCUAUGAACUGAAAUGAAAGCAACAAGAAGGAAAUGUGUGCUCACAGUCUCCAUAAAUGACACACAAGGUGUCGGCUGAGGUGCACGGAGCAGAGGGGUGUGCUGUAUGGAGGCGGAGAUCGAGCAGAAAGAAAUGCAUUUCAACCACACUACUCCCCACAUCUCACCCCUCAAUCCCAAACCUGGAUUUCCUGGUUACUAUGCACUCAUCCCCUUUGUACUACUCAUACUGAUUGGAUGUGUAGUGGCAGCGGUUGUUUACAUUAGGAGGAAAGCAAGUUUUUUUUCGUUCAGAUUAGAUGAGCUACGUCACAGGCUGAUUCCUCUGUACAGCUACGACCCCGCAGAGGAACAAGACUGGAGCGAUGGUGGCAGGGAGGAUGAGGAUGAGGAGCUGGCUGAACCUUUGUACAAGGAGGGAAAGCUGUCCUUUUCAUCUGGUUAUGGAACUUGAAAAAGAAAAGAAUGUGCCCAAUUAGAGGAAGGAUUUCUUCUUUUAUAUUUUGUAUUACGGAUUCUAUACAAAUGUUUGCAAAUGAUUGCUGUUUAUAUAAAUAUUUGGAAAGUAUCUUGAGGAGAUAAUCUUUCAGCAAAUAUAUGUGAAACUGUAGAGGAUCCAGUUAGAAAAAGUUGUACUGAUGAUCAAAUGAAUGAGAAAUUGAACAGUUAAUGGCAUAACAACAAAUAAUUAAAUCACUAUUUCUUCCUUUGUAUUAUGUUUAUGAAGCACACCAGACAGUAGAUGGCACUGUAAUCCUGUGUUUUGUCUGAUUUGAGAAAUAUGUUUUUUUUUUUUAAGACUAUACAAAGUGUUUUGAAGGAUAAGGGAAGAUGUGCAAUAAACUUGACGCUAAAAUCCCAUUUCUAUUUUUGUUGUUUGUGUUAUGUGCAUAUUUCUGAUGUUGUUUAUGAAUUGAGCUCAAAUAGCUCAAUAGACACACCUGUUUCUGCUUAGUAAUCAGCAGCUUUCCUGUGUUUGGAGGUUUCACAGGCUGACACAACUUCACAUGUUCAUAC
This is a messenger RNA of Seriola aureovittata, 2413 nucleotides long. Its product is annotated as protein Bouncer-like. NCBI's taxonomy places the organism in Eukaryota, Metazoa, Chordata, Actinopteri, Carangiformes, Carangidae. The coding region runs from base 1503 to 1850 and encodes 115 amino acids. The record is from RefSeq and is a predicted model, not a curated record. The transcript has 5 exons.